Molecule: messenger RNA, 3005 nt
Organism: Galeopterus variegatus (Sunda flying lemur)
Lineage: Eukaryota; Metazoa; Chordata; Mammalia; Dermoptera; Cynocephalidae
Gene: TELO2
Product: telomere maintenance 2
Exons: 20
Coding region: 1-2487 (828 amino acids)
Biological process (GO): protein stabilization; telomere maintenance via telomerase
Cellular component (GO): cytosol
Molecular function (GO): telomeric repeat DNA binding; Hsp90 protein binding
Source: RefSeq, a predicted model, not a curated record
AUGGCCCCGGUGCCCUCUGCCGUCCGCCUCGCCGUCCGGGAGGCCGUUCACGCCCUGUCGUCUUCCGAGGACGGCGGCCGCGUGCUCCGCACCCUCGGGUCCCUGAAGCGGUACCUCGGCGCCGCGGGGGGUCCCGCCCUCCCGGCGGAGAGGGAGGAGUUCGCGGCGGUGCACUUCUCGGUCUUGCUCAGACGUUUGGCCGCAUCGCUGAGCAUGGGCUGGCUGGCGCCGGAGCUGGAGCGGCUGUGCGACAGCUUCUUCCUGGAGGGCCCGGCCGGCCAGGCCUUCCUGGUGCUGGUGGAGAGCAUCGAGGGCGCCGCCGGCCCCAGCUUUCAUCUGAUGAAGAUGGCACGGCUGCUGUCCAGGUUUCUGAGUGAGAGCAGGAUGGUGGCUCUGAUGGAGGAGCAGUGUCGGCAGUGUGUGGAGCCUGGCUUCCCCCCGCUUCAGGAGGCGCUGCUCAGCAAGGUGGUGGCCUUGCCCGAUCACCUGGGCAACCGGCUGCAGCGGGAGAACCUGGCCGAAUUCUUCCCGCACAACUACUUCCCUCUGCUGGGCGAGGAGGUUGUGCAGGCACUGCAGGUGGUUGUGGACUCACUCCGAGGUGGCUCAGACUGCUCCGUUUCCUUCGUGUCACAGCUCCUGGGGAAAGUCUGUGUCCAUGGCAGACAGAAGGAGUUCCUGAGCGUGCUGGUGCCCCGGUUGACAGUGCUCACCCAGGGCAGUUGCCUGUGGCAGCGGGUCUGCUGGCGCCUGCUGGAGCGCGUGCCUGACCGGGCCAUGGAGGCCGUGCUAGUGGGGCUCGUGGAGGCAGCUCCGGGGCCUGAAGUCCUGUCGCGGCUGCUGGGGAACCUGGUGGUGAAGAGUAAGAAGGCUCAGUUUGUGAUGACCAGGAAGCUUCUGCUUCUGCAGUACCGGUGCACGACAGCCAUGCUGCAUAGCCUGCUGGGGUACCUGGCCAUGGACAGCCAGCGGCGCCCACUCCUCGUCCAGGUGCUGAAGGAGCUUCUGGAGACAUGGGGUAGCAGCAGCGCCGUCCGACACACACCCCUGCCGCAGCAGUGCUACGUCAGCAAGUCCAUCCUCAUCUGCCUGGCGUACCUAGGGGAGCCGGAGCUGCAGGACAGCCGGGAUGAGUUGCUGGCCAGCAUGAUGGCUGGCCUGAAGUGCCGCCUAGACAGCAGCCUGCCCCCUGUGCGCCGCCUGGGCAUGAUUGUGGCUGAGGUUGUCAGCUCCCGGAUCCACUCUGAGGGGCCUCCCCUGAGGUUCCAGUAUGAAGAGGAUGACCUGAGCCGUGAGAUGCUGGCCUUGGCCAUGCCCCGGCCUGUGCAUGACGGCUCUUUGGGGGCCAGCCCAUCCCUUGCGCCAGUUGUCGGAGAGACCCCUGCAGAGACCGUGGACAGCAGUGUCAACCCAGCACAGCCAGAGGGCCCUGACUCGGAGCUGGACAGUGAUGAUGAGUUUGUCCCGUACGACAUGUCGGGGGACAGAGAGCUGAAGCGCAGCAAGGCACCAGCGUAUGUCCGGGACUAUGUGGAAGCCCUGAGCACGUCUGAGGACAUGGAGCACUGGGAGGCGGCCCUGCGGGCACUUGAGGGCCUGAUCUACAGGAACCCUGCAGCCACCAGGGAGGUGAGCGUGGAGCUGGCCAAGGUGCUGCUGCACCUGGAGGAGAGGACAUGUGUGGUGGGAUUCGAGGUGCUGCGCCAGAGAGCUCUGGUGGCCGUCACAGUCACGGACCCAGCUGGGGUUGCUGAGUAUCUGACCUCGCAGUUCUACGCCCUGAAUUAUAGCCUCCGGCAGCGCAUGGACAUCCUGGACGUCCUGACUCUGGCUGCUCAGGAGCUGUCCUGGCCUGGGCGCCUUGGGAGGGCUCCACAGCUCAGCUCCCCUGGUCUCAGCACCCAGAGCUCACCGGCACUGGCUGCCUCCCAGCCUGGCAGCGCUGCAACUCCUGUCUGGCGAGUGGUUGUGGAGGAGCGUAUCAGAAGCAAGACCCGGCGCUUCUCUAAGGGCUCCCACCGGAGACUGGCAGGAGGCCCCAACAGGUUCAGCUCUGUGGCUGGCUACUUUUUCUUCCCCCUCAUUCAGCACUUUGACAGGCCUCUGGUGACCUUUGACCUCUUGGGAGAUGACCAGUUGGUUCUUGGAAGACUGACCCACACCUUAGGGGCCCUGAUGUACCUGGCUGUGAACAGCACCGUGGCGGUGCCCAUGGGCAAGGCCCUGCUGGAGUUCGUGUGGGCCCUGCGCUUCCACGGCGACGCCUACGUGCGCCAGGGCCUGCUGUCUGCAGUCUCCUCCAUCCUCCUCAGUGUACCUGCCGAGCAGCUGUUGGGGGACCUGCCAGACGAGCUGCUGGAAGCCAGGGCCUGGCUGGCAGAUGUGGCCGAGAAGGACCCAGAUGAGGACUGCAGAAUGCUGGCGGUGAAGGCUCUGCUGCUUCUGGAGAGACUCAAAGACAAACUCCUUCCAGCCUCCUCUCCCUAGUCCCCUGAGGCCUUCCCUGCCACAGAAGGCCCAGCCGACCCCGGGGCGUCCCUGCUGGAAGAGGGAAAGGCUGAGGGCCGAGCAGAAGGCCCAGGAGUGGAGCUGAAGCAGCAUCUAGGCUUUGUAGCGAGCGUGGCAGGUCUGGGGCGGGUCAUCUGGUACCGGUACCUAGUGUGCAGAUACAGGAAAGCUGCUGCCCCACCUGCCCCAGCUGUUGUUUUCGGUCUGGAAGUCUGUGUAUUCAGCUAAAAAUACAGCAGGAUGUGGCACUGCCCCUACAGGGCACAGCAACCUGAAAGCUGGGGCUGGGGGCACCGGCUGAGGAGGCGACUCUUCCUGAGGGCAGGACCAGUGGGCUCAGGGAGCCGAAGGUGGGUAGGGAGAGUGCUGCUGCUCAGAGCCCCCAAUAUGCUCCUGCAGGAGCCAGGCAGAGCAGGGUCACUCCUUCUGGGCCCUUGUGGGCCUCUUAACAUUGUGUCCCCUGAAGAAUAAAAAGCUGCUGCAGGUGCUCAAACAGA